GUGACGGCUUCUACGUCACAUAAUGGGGAGGCUUUGCAGGCGGGAGGCUUGGCUCUAUCGAUACAAGUACCCUUCUUGUACGAGCUAUGAGGGUGAGCGCCCUUGUAGUUUGCCUUCUCGAUACUCGGUCUGGUGUUUCUUGAGUAGAAGACGGGCAGCCAGCAGCGGCGAGAGUUUCACUACCUGUAAUGAACAAUGGGAUAUCAUCUCUCAGUUAUCAUCAUCAUCGCCUAUAUUACAAUGUUUGAGAAACCCAAUGAUCUAUCAUAGCUACGUUUCCAGGCAGGCCAAAGUCGGCUACGGCAAUAAUUGUCUCCGAUUCUGUUUCAGUAAGAGUCACUGGUCUAGGAGAAGCAUCCAGGUAGCCCCUCAUCGAACCUUACCAGACGCGUCUUGCUUCUAUUUUCAUGGUGCCUUUGGAAUUCGGCGCAACAGUGAGCAGCCGACCAUAAAACUUCUUCUAGACAUUCCUUACCUGACUCUGAUAUAUUGUCAAAAUUGAUUCCAGUACCAGGAGAUUUGCU
Colletotrichum navitas is the source of this 524-nucleotide messenger RNA. RefSeq lists its product as uncharacterized. The record is from RefSeq and is a predicted model, not a curated record. Bases 23 to 502 code for a protein of 159 amino acids. Lineage: Eukaryota; Fungi; Ascomycota; Sordariomycetes; Glomerellales; Glomerellaceae. The transcript has 2 exons.